AUGGCCCAUCAUGUCGUGAUGAUUGCGCUGGUCACUUGGAGCUUUGCCAUAAACUACUUGCAAGGCGGAGUGCUGAUGAUCCUUCUACAAGACGCGUCGGACGUACCGGUGGCCAACUUCCUCAAACUCGAAGCCCCCAGGGUGGUACAUCUCCGAACCAGCGCAUCUACAACAUUGCGCCUGUUGUUUCCAUCGUAA
Molecule: messenger RNA, 198 nt
Organism: Aphanomyces astaci
Lineage: Eukaryota; Oomycota; Saprolegniomycetes; Saprolegniales; Verrucalvaceae
Exons: 2
Coding region: 1-198 (65 amino acids)
Cellular component (GO): membrane
Source: RefSeq, a predicted model, not a curated record